This is a messenger RNA of Cucumis melo (muskmelon), 1475 nucleotides long. Its product is annotated as probable transcription factor KAN2. Bases 659 to 1339 code for a protein of 226 amino acids. The record is from RefSeq and is a predicted model, not a curated record. Lineage: Eukaryota; Viridiplantae; Streptophyta; Magnoliopsida; Cucurbitales; Cucurbitaceae. The transcript is spliced from 6 exons. Gene Ontology annotation, molecular function: DNA binding; DNA-binding transcription factor activity.
AAUUUACCCCAUUUGAUUCUUCAUUUUGGACUCCUCUCUGUUGCUUAAAUGUUUAAAUAUCAUCAUUUUGCUUAAACAAACACACCCAAGUACUGAUAUGUAAAGUAAAAAGCCAUUACAAUUCUGAGUUUGAUUAUUACUGUUAAAUGGAAUUAGCUGAAAUGAAACGGUGUUGGGGAUAUAGCAUGCAGCCAUAUGAUUGGUGAGAUUUAGGUUUGCUACAUUCCCACUGCUUUCUUUGUAAUUAGAUGCCAAAGGAAUGUCUGAAAAAAGGACCAAAAGAAUGUCCAAAAUGAAGAAAUGAUAUCCCCAAAGAAAAUUGAGGACAACUUUAUCAGUUCUUUUUUCACCCAUCUGUUUUCACCCAAUCAUAGAUACAUUUGAAUAAAUAGCAAGCCAGAAAUUCUGCCUCUCAAAACUUUCCAUUUCCCAAUCAAACACCAUGGAGACUAACCCGUCCCUUCUGAGUUGCGAAAAGCAGGCACAAAAGGCCAAAUGAAUGCAACAGAAUCUCACACUACUAUUUAUUAUCUUCUCUCUCUAAGAGGCAUAAGCCAUAAAGUAAGUUUGAACUGAACUGGGUUUCUCUUUUUAAGGGUCUUUAUCCACGUCCCCUUCAAGACAAAGCAUUAUCAUAAUCAUUUGAUUCAUAUCUAACAUGAGGGUUUCUAGGCAGAGAGUAUUCCAUGACAUCAACUUCAAAUCCCCCAUGGUUAGGCCUUAUGUUCGUUCUAAAAUGCCUAGAUUAAGAUGGACCCCUGAUCUUCAUCGUUGCUUUGUUCAUGCAGUUGAACGCCUUGGUGGAGAAGAGAGGGCUACUCCAAAGAUGGUAUUGCAGAUAAUGAAUGUGAAUGGUCUCACCAUAUCUCACGUGAAAAGCCAUCUACAGGUUUGCCAUGGACAGAUGUACAGGAGCUCAAAACAGGAGCAAGUAACGUCCCAAGGAAAAAACCUCAACAAUGAUGAGGCUCCGGGAUAUCAACUUCCAGACCAUCUCCAUGGAUGUUGCUUUAUCGAUCAACAACUCGCAUGGAAAGAGAGGCAAGAGAUGACGAAUGAACAAAGAAAGUGCAAAGAGAAGAAACCAAAUUCUUACCUCAUUUUCAAGGACAUAACCAAACGGUGCACUGUUCAAGAGGAAGAUUGUUUUGGGAGUAGGUUGAAGAAGAUGCAUCAAGAUUUGAAAAAGUUGGAUGAGGAUACUAAAAGCGCAGAGAGAGUUGGUGGUGAAGAAAUUACAAUGUCACUAUGUUUGAGCAUAAGGGGUUUGCAGCCAUUGAUGAGUAAAACUGGGAAUUCUGAUGUCAAUGAGGUGUCUCUUGAGCUGAGUCUUGCUUGAUCACUGUCCCAAGUCCCACUCGCCAAUCAAUUCAAAUCAAUGUAAUCAAACGAAUGUCAUAUUAAACAUAUCAAUAAUGACUCUAUAUCAUGGAAUUAUUCUAGCAUUAUUGUAAUCAAUUUUUGGUAACAGAUCA